AGGAACCCCCUCCAAAACAUGGCUGCCUACGUUUAAUGACAGCGUGUGUGUAAAUGUGUGUGUGAACCUGCUCCUGCCUCCUCAUCCAAGCAAGCAGACGCUCACUCACACAUUCACUCACUUACACAGCCGCAGUCAGGCAGACAAGAGGGCUCGUCUCUCGACUUUCUCGAGUCAAAAAAAGUCGCUUUUCUCAACCAACCCACUGUGGAGGGAAGAAGAAAAAAGCGGACAUGUUUGACACGACACACUAGCUUUUUGGAUUUUUAAGGGCAGCACGUGGAACGUUUUAAGCACCGCCGUCUGAGAGCGCACCUAAACUCACCGAAGCCGUUUGCCAGUCGACCCGCCAGCUUCCGAGAUGAGUUCCAAAGCCGCCAUCAACAAGGAAGUCUUCGUACCCCACGACGAGAAGAUGCUGGCAGCCGUGCAAGUGAAACGGAAGACUAAGAAGAAGAUUCCAUUCUUGGCUACUGGCGGUCAGGGAGACUAUCUGACAUUCAUCUGCCUUUCAGUGACAAAUAAAAAGCCAGCCCACGUCGCCAUCACCAAAGUGAAACAGUUCCAAGGAUCCUCUGCCUUUGUCAAACGCUCACAGUGGACUAUCGAACAACUACGGCAGGUCAACGGCAUUGACUCUAUCAAAGACUCCCCAGAGUUUGACCUGACGUUUGAUAACGCCUUUGACCAGUGGGUUGCCGGAUCCGCGGGAGAGAAAUGCACCUUUAUUCAGAUUCUUCACCACACCUGCCAGCGCUACAUUCCCACGAGGAAACCAGACUUUGUCAACUGUCAGACCAAACUGCUGGGAGGCAAUAGUAUACUUCACUCAGCUGCAGACAGCGUGACGAGUGCCGUGCAGAAGGCCAGCCAAGCUCUGAACGAGCGAGGUGAGCGACUGGGCCGAGCCGAGGAGAGGACAGCGGACAUGAUGAACAGCGCUGAACAAUUCGCUGUCACAGCACAUAAGCUUGCCAUGAAGCACAAGUGUUAAAUCAACCACUGGCAAAACCAUCUUGUCUUCAUGAGGACACUGGAUGGGAAUAUCGCCAAUUGCCGUUCUCCAUCGAGGACUCUGGAGUUUUGUUGCUUUUAAUAAAGACAUUACAAUAUUUUGAGUUAAGAUAUUGAAGGAGCAAACGUGUUGACUUGAAGCUAAAUGAAAUGCUUCUCUUAACAACCUUCUGUCAUUUGUUCUAACAGACAAGUUAUGACUCAAAGAGGUGGACCAUUUUGUAUGGCGGUUUUAUUUGUUACUUAUUUAUGAGCGCUUUCGUGGGUGGUAGCCACACACACACACACCCUGAGAGACAUUUCCUUUUCAAAGCCACAUUAAUAAUUAGAUGACGCCCUCGGGGGAGAGCCUAAAUGAAUAAUCACAUCCGUGCAACAGACGGAGAACAUCUGCUCGCCUAAGCUUUGCGAUCGAUAAAUCCUCGAGUGUCCACCGGAGACUCCCUUUGGACUGUUUGGGACGCGGUGCGCUUUUAAGUCAACUGUUGUUGUUGUUGUUAAUCAUUUCGCGAAAUAUAAAACAAGCUUUUAAAAAAACAGCAACUGUGGAACCUCCAACUUUCAACACUGCCCACAUCCUUGACAUAAGUCAUAUCUAGUCAAUAGAAGUUACUUUAACGCUUAUCUACUGUAAUUAACCACUAAUGUAUUGUAGAAUUAUAGAACAUACGACACACGCAUUCCGUCAUUGAUGGUGAAGCCCAAUCCAUUUCAAAUGGUUUGGACAUCUAUCAUUGUCAAUUGAAGCCUAUGAGGUGAUGGAGUAGAGGUUCCACUGUAGGCCACACACAUUUCAGAGCCAGACUGAAAAUAUUUAUUCUUGUUUGUAUUUUAUUUUCCGUGAAACUGUCGAAGAAUUCUAUUGUGUAUUGGAGAAGUAUUGUUUGCAGGCGAUCCCGCUUGGCUUGGAUCCGCUUAGCUUUCGCUGAUAAAAAGCCAAACGUGUCAAUCUUCUCUGGUCCGUGUCGUACAGCUGGUGACGCCUUUCCGCGCCUUUUUCACUUCCAAAGGCUUCAUUCAAUUGUUCCGUAAUGGUUGUCCAUCAUCUAAACAAGCAUUUUCUUCCAAAUAGGCGGAAGAAACUGCUUUUUCACUGACUUGAUGUAACUGAUUUCAAAUGUAUUUUCUAAUUGAUAUUUUGACGUGCUUUUGGCCAGAAUCGUCAAUGUGCUUUCACUUCCUCUGUCUAACGCAACACUUUGGAUGUUUAUUGUUUUAAUAA
Messenger RNA from Corythoichthys intestinalis (scribbled pipefish), 2236 nucleotides. It is a transcript of the gene stxbp6, whose product is annotated as syntaxin binding protein 6 (amisyn). Bases 362 to 994 code for a protein of 210 amino acids. The transcript has 6 exons. Gene Ontology annotation, molecular function: phosphatidylinositol-4,5-bisphosphate binding. The record is from RefSeq and is a predicted model, not a curated record. Gene Ontology annotation, cellular component: exocyst; plasma membrane. Lineage: Eukaryota; Metazoa; Chordata; Actinopteri; Syngnathiformes; Syngnathidae. Gene Ontology annotation, biological process: regulation of SNARE complex assembly; Golgi to plasma membrane transport; exocytosis.